UCAGUGCUGGGGUUUGGCAGGGGCACUGAUCCUUGCAGUGGAGCUGGAGGGUUGCAGAGACAGUGGAGGAACAGCGCUGCAGUCAGGACCCCUGCUCAAUGCUGCCCCCUGCCGCUUAACCCAAGCCCCGCCCUCUAGACGCUGGUUGGCUGGGCGGAAAGCGUCACUGAUUGGUCAGGAGGGAUGUCCAUCAAAUUGAUCGACAGGAAAGGCCUGGUUGGAGCAGCCAAGCCUGGGUCUCAAUUAUCACCCGAUGCGGCGCGAUGUCGGAGCCGACGAUGGAGGAGAUCUGCCCGGACUGGGGCGACGACGAGCGCAUGGCCUUCCUUUUCUCAGCCUUCAAGCUGAACCGCGAGGUGAACUGCUCGGACUGGGACAGUAAGCUGGGCUUCUGGACGGAGCUGGUGCUGGAGGCGGCGGGUCGGCGGGGCCGCGUCGGCUUCACCCCGCGGGAGCUGGGCGUCUGGUUCCAGAGGAAGGGCUCGGCGCCGCUCGGCCUCGGCACCGUGCUGCAGGACAUGGCCAGACGAGGGCUGAUUCAAAAGGAGUCGAGCUUUGCGGCAAGUGUUGAUGCUGGCUGGCUGGCAUGGGGUGUGGGGCUGUUCCUGAUCAAGCCCCUAAAGUGGACACUCUCCUCUUUUCUGGGAAACAAUACGGUUUCACCUGAUGAAUCGUUUGUUAUUGUUGACCGAAUAAAGGAAAAAGCAGCUGAUGUGUUGAAACUUUGCCGGAAUUUCCUGGACAAGUCACAUCCUGUGGCAGCUUUCACCACACUGCAGCAAGUGUGUCAGAGUGUGUGCGAGGACGAGAAGACGUUCUGUCUGUGUCUGCUGCAGCUCCAGAAAGAAAAGAAAGUCACAGUUGCUGAACUUGAGGGCGAUAAGAUUGUGAAGUUCAUCCACCCUGCCAACAGCAAAGCUUUGGCAGUGACUGAGGUUGAUGUUGGGGUGUACCAUCUGGUGAAUUGUGAGAAGAUGUUAUCACAGAAAGCAGAAGCACUUUCCCAGGAGGCCGAACGUCACAAGGAGGAUGCAAGGAAGCAUUUAAGGACCGGUAAGAAGAACUUGGCACUGAAAUCUCUAAAAAUGAGGAAGAGAGCAGAUAAACAACUGGAAGACAUCCACGCAAAACUUGAUACGAUUCAGACUAUCCUGGAUCGCAUCCACUCCUCCCAGACUGACGUCAAGGUUGUUGAAGCUUAUCAGGCAGGGCUCGGAGCUUUGAGGCAGUCGAUGAAAGACGUUAAUGUGGAGAAAGUUGAGAACCUGAUGGAUCAGAUUGAACAGUUCUGUGAAACACAGGAUGACAUAAGCAGGACUCUUGCUGGUGAAAACAUUGAUGCAAUAGGAGAUGUUGACACGAGUGAAUUGGAAGCUGAGUUGAAUGCUCUCUUGGAAAAGACACCGGAGAAAACUCCUGUGAUCCCAGAUGUACCAGUCGGACCACCUUCCGGGUCUCCCAGUUAUGACCUGCUGGAUGCUGAGCUGGAGGCAGAGCUCAGCAAGCUGACUCUGUCUGACAAAGGUCGCACUGUUGAAACAAGGAAAGCUGCAGUGUCACUGGAACCUGCACAAUAACCUCUGCUGCUGGGUCCACAGAGCAAACUGGUCCCUCACACACGUCUCAUCGUGGACAACCAGGAGGUCGGUGACAGGAUGCACAGAUAACUGUUGCAGUCAAUACUGGAGAAAUCUUUUACAUUCUUUCCGGUUUGCUCUAGGACCUGGGACAAAUGGUAGGAUUUUUCCCCCAAAGGAUCUUGAGCAAUUUUGGAAGAGAACUUUUCAGGUCCUAUCUCCUUCAGGAGAGGUUCAGUCAUUGGUUCUACACUGACCACUUUGGCCCAACAUCAGCAGAUGUGGGUCACAGGUCAGGGGCCUGUUACUAUCGAUGAUGUUUAAGGGUCUUUGGAGGUAGGGAAGGGGCUUGUUGCUCUGAUCAAUCCAGACUGCAGUGAUCUGAUAUCUCGAUGCACUGCACAUUCUCACUGCCACCCCUGCUGCUAAAUAGCAGUUGGGAGAACAUUGAGGAGAGAAAAUCAAGGAAAUUGGCUAUCCUUCACUGACCUGACCAUCUCCUUGUGGCAGUUGAAGGACCAGAUGUUCAACUGGAUAUUAUCACUCUGGCAUCAUUUGACAGACCAGACUUGCCCCAGUCUUUGGGAUGUUCAGUCCAUUGAAUCUGAGGUGCUGCUGGACCUCCAGCUCAAUGUGUGCGGGAUGUUGGUGGGAGUGCAACUAUAACAAGGCUGUCAGAGAAGUCCGUGGAAAUCCGCAGCAUUAACACUGGCGGGGAGCCAGCUCUGAGGGGAGGUCUGAAAGGACCGAGCUUUACUGCUGCAUCCUGUGAACGGGCUUGUCACCUCUGUGAAAGAUUUCCCUAGAAAAUUACUUCCAUUGUCGCUCCCACCUCAGAUUGACCCUGGCUAGAAUUAUGAAGGUGUAUUUUGGUCAAAUCUCUCUACACUUUUCAAUUCAUCUUUUCUUGCAGUUGUGAAUUGUUUGUGAACUGUGGAGAAACCCCAGCGGUACCCGAGAGGACAGCCGAGGUGUGUAGACCUCGGGAGCGGCUGGGGAGAUGCUUAUCCUCCCCCCACUGGCUCCAGCUUUAUAUUUAACCCUGAAAAUUGUACAAAGUCUUUGGUGUAAAUCCAUUUGUAAAUGUAUGUGAUGGUAGAAUAUAUUAGCUAAAUAUCUGCAGUGUCCAGAAACCCUUUUUUUGUCUGUUUGAAAUAAACAAAAAUAAAGGUGUACAGUUUCCCCAUU
Pristis pectinata (smalltooth sawfish) is the source of this 2765-nucleotide messenger RNA. RefSeq names its product charged multivesicular body protein 7 (gene chmp7). The record is from RefSeq and is a predicted model, not a curated record. The transcript has 10 exons. NCBI's taxonomy places the organism in Eukaryota, Metazoa, Chordata, Chondrichthyes, Rhinopristiformes, Pristidae. Gene Ontology annotation, cellular component: ESCRT III complex; multivesicular body; cytoplasmic side of plasma membrane. The coding region runs from base 264 to 1577 and encodes 437 amino acids. Gene Ontology annotation, biological process: late endosome to vacuole transport via multivesicular body sorting pathway; vesicle budding from membrane.